GUUCUGGAGCCGGCCUUGGGAAUAUUCGGUGUCGCCGUCAAUGUAGCAAAUAUCGUCAUCUUCGCCAGAAUCGGGCUCAACGAGAGUAUCAACGUAUCGUUUUGUGCACUGUCAGUCACGGAUCUCCUGUUUCUGGUUUGUUCCGGUGUGAUCAAUCUAUUUAUAGCAAUGGGAACGUACAUACCCCAGGCGAUGGUGUGGGUUAACAUGCACGCCCUGAGUGGCUAUCUGACGUGGUACCGCCACAUCCUCUUCGACACCUCCACCUGCAUCCACACGUACAUCGCGGUGGCCCGAUGCUGCUGCGUGGCGAUGCCGCUCAAGUUUAAGAACGUGUUCACUGUGAGAAGGGCUCUGGUCGUAUUCUUCAUCUUUCUGAGCGCCAACUUCGCGUCCCACAUGCCGCUGCUUUUAUCCCACGGCUUAACUUGGGUGUAUAACCCUAAGUUAAACAUAACUCAGUUAAACACGUGGUUCUACGACGAGUGGACGUUUUAUCGAAGAAUCAAUGAUAUCGCCAACAGAACAAUUUUCCCCAUAGUCGCGCUACUCAUCUCCAUCAUCUGCGCCGCCAUUUUAACAAGGGAGUUAAUUCGCGCCUCGAAACGCAGAGAGCAAAUGACGCGUAGUUCUACCCCUUACGCUUUAACCCGAUCAGCC
Molecule: messenger RNA, 660 nt
Organism: Lymnaea stagnalis (great pond snail)
Lineage: Eukaryota; Metazoa; Mollusca; Gastropoda; Lymnaeidae
Source: the annotation of a GenBank genome assembly